Molecule: messenger RNA, 666 nt
Organism: Trypanosoma brucei brucei TREU927
Lineage: Eukaryota; Euglenozoa; Kinetoplastea; Trypanosomatida; Trypanosomatidae
Exons: 1
Coding region: 1-666 (221 amino acids)
Source: RefSeq, a predicted model, not a curated record
AUGAGGAGAGUGCUGCUAUUCCUGUGUGUGUUUUCGGCCCGUUCAAACCUCGCCCUUGGACCGGAUUUCGUCGAAAUAGAACUUCAGUGGCCUACUGACGAAGUGUGCAGAAAGGAUGGAGUACACAGGGCUGUUUGUAAGAAGUUGGCGAAGUAUGUAGGAGAUUCGUUAUCAAGACACUGCAAACUGGGCUCGGAAGAGGUGAGGUUGGUAGCCGUUGGAAACUCAUGUCCUUUGCGUUUUACAACAGGUGGAAGAACGACCCAUUACCUGUGCACCCACGAUCGCGUCGAUCAAAUUAUCAAAAAGGAGGAGGAGGCACAUCGCGAGGCCGGCCCCGACUGCAGCAACCUCCCAGAUAUUAAUGUGGGUGAAUCAAACCAUGAGAGCCAGAGAACUGCUACCGUAUCAGCACCAGCACGAGCAAGUACUGAGAAGGAAUCUAAAGAGAAACCCAAAGAGAAGCCCGCGACCGAAACAUCAGAUAAUGUGACCGAAAAAGUUGGCCAAGAGAAGCCGACCAUUAAGGGACCACAGACUAAAACUGAAAAAGCAGUGGAUAUGAAAUCGACUGAGCCACAGAGUAACCAAAACAAUGGAUCCAUACCGACCAUAUUUGGUGGUCGUUGUUUUUUUAUUCCUUUUUUGUACAGCACGUUACUUUGA